CUCUCCGAAUCAGUACAAGUUGCUAUUCCGGAGCGCGGGUGGGUCCUUGCAGCAAUCCAUCGUCUCACUGCUUUCUGAAGCAUACUUCUCUUGUAUCAAUUUGGUAUCGUCAUCUUAUCAUAUUGUAUAAAUUAACGAAGAUGGCGCUCAUCCCUCGCGGCUGGGGUUUCGGAUCAAGCGUCUUCGACCCGUGGGAUCCUUUCGAAGCCUGCCCCUUCAUCUCCUCCCUCUCCUCUUUCCCUCGCCCUUCCGUCCACGGUGAGACCUCCGCCUUCGCCAACGCCUGCAUCGACUGGAAGGAGACCCCGGAGGCCCAUGUCUUCAAGGCCGACCUCCCCGGCCUGAAGAAGGAGGAGGUGAAGGUUGAGGUGGAGGAGGGCAACGUCCUCCAGAUCAGCGGCGAGCGGAGACGGGAGCAGGAAGAGAAGACCGACAUCUGGCACCGCAUGGAGAGGAGCAUCGGCAAGUUUAUGAGGCGGUUCCGGCUGCCGGAGAACGCGAAGAUGGACCAGGUGAAGGCGACCAUGGAGAACGGAGUGCUCACCGUGACCGUGCCCAAGGAGGAGCUCAAGAAGCUGGAGGUGAAAUCCAUCGAGAUAUCUGGCUGAGGUUCUUUUGAGGAGAAUGUCUCUGUUCGUUGGUUGUCCUGUGUGAUGGUGGGUAAUGAGUGUGAAUAAAUGAUGUCCUACGUUCUGGUGAUCCUGUACGGAUAUCCGUUUACUGCAUGUGUCGUGCUUGUUGAGGGGUUUUGUCUUUGUGUAAUAACAGCAUGUAAAUUUUGAAUUUAAAUAAGUGGUUCAAAAUAAAUAAGUGUUACCGCUUUUCUUGCUAAUAAA
Elaeis guineensis (African oil palm) is the source of this 836-nucleotide messenger RNA. RefSeq names its product 18.1 kDa class I heat shock protein. The record is from RefSeq and is a predicted model, not a curated record. NCBI's taxonomy places the organism in Eukaryota, Viridiplantae, Streptophyta, Magnoliopsida, Arecales, Arecaceae.